AUGCAAGAUCACUAUGAGAAAAUGUACAGAACAUAUGAAAAAAUGGAAAAAUCAAACAUUGACUAACGUAUUCUUUAAGCAGGUUAGGGGCCUUAGCCUAUAAGAAUAACUACAGACUAUACCAUGCUAAAUUAAUUUGAUAAGGGAAUAACAGAAUAAUAAAAAAACUACUUGAUAAAUCUUAUGGAAACAUCCAUACUUUAUUUCUAAAGACUUUUGAAAGUAUACCCUUUAAUUGAAAAUAACAUUUUUCCUUAAAUAUUUAAAGGAACAUGUAUGGAUCAUAUAGUUCCUAAUAAUGAUUAAACAAAUGGAAUUCCUAAUUCCGAUUUACACAUAUACGUCAUCUAUAGCAAAUAAUUUACUUAAACAGUUGCAAAUGCUGGAUUUUGUGCUUAUUCUAAUAUAGGAUAUACUAGACCUACUUUUGGAAGAAUUAAUUUUAACUUAUUAAAUAUUAAUAAAUCUAUUGAUAAUAAAAAUACUUUCUAGGAAGAUUUGUAAACAACUAUUCAUGAAAUUUUACAUGUACUUGGUUUUUCAGGAGGCGGUAUGUACUUUUGGAUAGAUCCUAAUACUGGAUAAUAUUAUGGAAAUGAAUUUAAAACUAAAUUGUUUAUAACAAAAACUUAUAGAGGAAAAAAAACAACUCUUUUAACUUCCAAAAACAUAGUAGAAGUUACUAGAAAAUAUUAUAAUUGUCGUUCAGCUGAAGGAAUGUAAUUUGAAAACAAUGAAAAAGAUAGUUCAAUGGGUUCUCAUUGGGAAAGAACUGUUAUUUAUAAUGAAAUUAUGACAGGAACUAAAGUAUUUACUAAUAGUGUUUUAUCGAUAUUUACAAUCGCUCUUCUGAAAGACACAGGCUUUUACCCUGAAGUAAAUGAGAAUAUGGCCGAUAAUAUAUUUUGGGGAAAAGGAAAAGGCUGCGAUUUCUUAGAAAACGCUUGCUAAAGUACAUUCGAAUACCCUGAAUAUCCUAAAAAGAAUGAUAAAGAAUAAUGUACAUUUGAAUAUGAUGGAAUUGGUGUUGGUGCAUCUGAAGUAUUCGCAGACAAUUGUACUUUAAUAUACUUCUAUCCUAAUAGAUUGUGUACAAAUCCUAAUAGUUUAACUAGUGAUGAUGAUAAAAAAAAUGAAUAGGAUAAAUUAUCUAAUUAUUCAACUCAAAGUAAAUGUUUCUUAUCUACAGCUAUAAAGUCCUCAUCUGCAUAGUUUCUAGAUUAAUUCAGAUGCCAUUAAUUUAAAUGUUUCCCCGAUGCUUCUUAAAUAACCGUUAUUUUCCCCGAGGUUGAUUUAUAAGUUAUAUGUGGAGAAGGAGAAUAAAAUACAAAAAAGGAAGUUGAUCCAUCUGGUCAAAAAGCCUAAGGUUAAAUUACAUGCCCUGAAGAUUAUUAAAGAUUUUGUAAUUAUACCCCUAUAUGUCCAAAUAUUUGUUCCGAAAAAGGAAUUUGUGUAAAUGGUCAAUGUAUCUGCUAAAACGGAUUUGGAGGAGUUGAUUGUUCCAUACAAUGUUCCGGAGUAGUCGAUAAUAAUACCUGUGUAGAAGGCCAAUGUCCUUAAGCCAAAUUCUUAAACCCAGAUAAUACUUGCAAAUCAGAUUGUCCUUUAGGUUUAUUCGGAAAGGAUGGAAGAUGUGUGCCAUGUAACAUCAAUUGUUCUAGAUGUAAUGGACCAUCAGCUAAUGAGUGUACUAGAUGUUAGUCUAUGACAUUAUUGCAAGAAAAUUAGUGUGUUGAUGAUUGUGAUGAAAAAAGAGGAUAUUAUUCUAAUUAAAAUGGCGUUUGCGUACAAAUUUGGUCUAAAACUUGUGGAGGAAAUUGCGACAUUUGUUUAAAAAAUAAUUAAAAUUUGUGUGUUACAUGCAAAUAAAGCUUUUUUUUAAAAGACGAUAAUAAGCAGUGUUUAAGUCAAUGUCCUAGUGGUUUUUUCAAAAACUACUUUACUUAUACAUGUGAUAAGCUUUCCUUAGGAUGUCUUUAAUAAAUACAUCCUAAUAUAUGUUCUUAAUGUGAUACUAAUAAUGGAUUUAGAUUAACUUAAGAUAAUAAAUGCACUUUGUGCUAGUAUCCUUGCUCCAAAUGUAAUCCUAAUAAUUCGGCUUAAUGUUUUGAAUGUGAAGGAAGUUAUUUACUAAGUUUUGACGGUAGUUGUGUGGAAGAUUGUCCUGAAGCUAGUUAUUAUUCUGAUAGAAGAAAAAGAUGCUUAAAAUGUUAUCAAGGAUGUUAAAAAUGUGAUUAUAAGGGUUGUAGUGCAUGUUAUGAUAAUUAAUAUCUUAAUUAUAAAACUAAAGAUUGUCUUAUAUGUGCUAAUGUAUAUCUUUAUUGUCAAUAAUGUGAUUAUUACUAAUGUAAUAAAUGUUAAGAUGGAUAUUAAUAUGAUUAAACUAAAAGAGAAUGUAUAAAUGUUUCUUCAGAGGAGGUAUCAACAGGUCAAAAUAUUGGAAUAAAAUGUCCUGAGGGAUGUAAAAAAUGUUCUUAAUCUAAAGAAUGCCUAUAAUGUAAAACUGGUUUUUACGAAGAUUAAAUAAGUAAAUUAUGUGUUAAAUGUAGAACUAAAUUUAAUAAUUGUAUUAAAUGUACUGAAACUAGUUGUAGUAGAUGCAAUUCUCGGUUUUAAUAUGAUUAGAUUUAAAAAUAAUGCAUAGAAAUCCCUAUUACAGAUGAAAAUACAGUAAUAGAAUGUCCUAAGGAAUGUAAGAAUUGUUCUUAAUCUGGAAUAAUGUUUAGAAUGUUAAGUCGGUUACUUUGA
Ichthyophthirius multifiliis is the source of this 2748-nucleotide messenger RNA. RefSeq names its product leishmanolysin family protein, putative. Lineage: Eukaryota; Ciliophora; Oligohymenophorea; Hymenostomatida. Gene Ontology annotation, cellular component: cytoplasm; membrane. The record is from RefSeq and is a predicted model, not a curated record. Gene Ontology annotation, biological process: cell adhesion; proteolysis. The transcript has 2 exons. Gene Ontology annotation, molecular function: metalloendopeptidase activity.